AUGGCUUCUGAUGAGAAAAUGGACAAUUCUCCGGUAAUAGAGGAUGUCCAUUCUACAUCUAAACGCUCUAUUGACAUUGAGAGCCUGAAGCGCAAGAAGUUCAAAACCGAUGACCUUCCCUUAUCUGCGGCGCAACAUGCAGUCAUUGACAAACUCCUACAUUCAUUCAAGAAGAAGGGUGGCUUUGAUAGUGUUCGCAAACAAAUAUGGGCUGAAUUUAAUGACGGGGAACUUCGAACCGAUUUUACCAACAAGUUGGUCGCACUUGCAGAAUCAGAGAUCGAUCGAGAGCCGGCACUGCUGUCCCGCGAGAGAGGGAAAGCAGCGACACUCAUUGAGGGCGCGGUGGACCGUGGUGAUGUCUACAAGAGCGUAGAGGACUCCAUCGACCAAUUAGCAUCCAAACAUCUUGAUUUUAUCCUCGAAUCGGUUCGUGAGAUACGAUGCCAGGACGUUGGGGAGGAAGUUGCCACCUGUGAACUACAGCUAGGAAACAAAACCGAUGCAGAUUACGAAGCCUACGUCAACGCCCAGCGGGAGGAGCGGGAAAACGUGUGGCGCGAAGAGGAACGCAAACAGAGGGAGAUUGAGGAAGAGGAAAAACGUCUCAGAGACGAAGAACGCAAAAAGAAGCGCGAACUUGAACGUCAGAAAGACGAGGAAGACCGGGCCCGAAGAAAGGAAAUUGAUGAACAGAGACGAGCUGAUCGUGAACGCCAACGUGAAGAGCAACGAACUCUCGAUGAGCAGCGAGAACGAGAGCGAGAUGAAAGAUAUGAGCGCCGAAGGCGAGAAGAUAGGGAGCGAUAUCGAGGCUGGGACCGCGACCGCAGUCGAACUCGAGAUAGAGACCGUUUCCGUGAUCGCUCUCCAGCCUAUCGCUCUGACCGUGGUUUAUCCCCUUGGCCCCGGGAUUCAAAACAUGACAAGUCAUCUACAUCUAAUGAUCCAACUCCUGUGUUAGUGCCCCUUGUCGACGAGAAGUCACUUGAGGAGGCUGCUUUGCAAAUGCUCUUGAAAGAAGGCGAAGAACUCGCAGCCAAGGCUCGACAGAAGCCCGAGUUUGACUUUGAAGAGGCCGAGGCUAUUGAAAAUGGAUUGAAACCGCCAGGAUCGACAUUGGGACCUGCAAAGGGUGCAAACGAUUCCAGAUUUUCCAACACAUCUACUAGAGCGGCUAGCCUAUCCCGAGAUGCUGACGCAAGGCGCGGUUCACUUGCAGACCGUGGCGAUCGGUCCCGACAUUUGACACGCGAUCGAACCCGGAGUCGCUCGCGCCGACGGCGCACAUCCCGUUAUGACACAGAUCGUCGACAUGAACGGUCCCGGGAUGCUUCUGUGAGGUCUCGAGAUCGUGAUAUGGAUGCGCGCCGUGGCUAUCGUGAUUUCCGGGAUGACCGAGGCGGUGGAAGCUACAGACCAGGCCGUCGCAGCCGUAGUCGAUCCGUCGGCCGGCGUGACCGAGACCGCAGUGCUGGCCGCGAUAGAGAUAGAAUACGGGAUCGAUCGCGGUCUAAAGACCGUGACCGAGACCGCAGCCGCAACCGUGACCGAGAUCAUGACAAUUAUCGCCCUCGGCGCAGUCGGCCUUCUCGCUCACCCGUGCGCCGACGUUCUCGCAGCCACUCACACUCGCGUCCUCGUGCUCGAUCUACUCGCCGGCGAUCUCGGUCUCGGCGUCGCUCACCUUCUCCUACUCUAGAUAUUGACCGCUACGUGCCGUCCACCAGCAAUCGGAGCAAGUCACCCCGCCGUCGGGUCCGAUCUCCAGAGCGAGAGCGAGAGCGUGAACAGCGACCCCGGUUAGCUGAUAUUGACCGUUACAAACCUGUAUCUGAACGAGAGAAGGAUCUGACUCUGGCAAAAGAGGGCGAUAUUGAGCUGAUCGCCGACCUCGUCGACGAACCCCUAGUCGCCGAAGGAGCCCUAGUAGACGAAGAAGCCCGAAUCGGCGACGAAGUCGCAGUCGCAGAAGGAACAGGAGUCGAUGAUCUUUUACGCAGGUGUUUUGCCAUGUAUAAAAAAGACUAG
Molecule: messenger RNA, 2031 nt
Organism: Penicillium vulpinum
Lineage: Eukaryota; Fungi; Ascomycota; Eurotiomycetes; Eurotiales; Aspergillaceae
Exons: 3
Coding region: 1-2031 (676 amino acids)
Source: RefSeq, a predicted model, not a curated record